This is a messenger RNA of Mytilus trossulus (common blue mussel), 1138 nucleotides long. RefSeq names its product beta-galactosidase-1-like protein 2. Gene Ontology annotation, biological process: carbohydrate metabolic process. The coding region runs from base 81 to 491 and encodes 136 amino acids. The record is from RefSeq and is a predicted model, not a curated record. Gene Ontology annotation, molecular function: beta-galactosidase activity. Gene Ontology annotation, cellular component: vacuole. NCBI's taxonomy places the organism in Eukaryota, Metazoa, Mollusca, Bivalvia, Mytilida, Mytilidae. The transcript has 5 exons.
CUCAAUAGGGUAACCAUACAUUGGACGUCAUUGUGGAAAACUUAGGACGAGCUAACUAUGCUAACAAAGGAUCUAAAGUGAUGAACAAAGAAAGGAAAGGUAUAACUGGAGAGAUAUUACUAGAUGGUAAACUAGUAGAGAAUUGGACUGUCUAUCCAUUGACAUUCAAUAGGAAUUUUAUACAGAAAAUAUAUACAAACGAUAAAUAUUUUCCAAUAUCAUCAUUAACUAAACCACCAUGCUUGCUCAGAACCAAUUUAAAGAUAGAGGGACCUGUACCUAAGGACACAUUUCUUCAAAUGGAGGGCUGGGGUAAAGGAAUAGUAUUUGUUAAUGAACAUCAUUUAGGAAGAUACUGGAGCAUUGGACCACAGAAAACGUUGUUUGUACCAGCACCUUACUUAAAGGCAGGAUAUAACUCGAUCAUUGUGUUUGAAGAAGAAAAAAUAGGAAAAUAUGUAAGUUUUCUUGACCAUCCAUUGCUGACCUAAAAUUUUGUUGUAUGGAUAGAGAGACUCAGGAGAAAGACUUAAGACCAGGAAUGAUUGAAGGGAACAAGAUUCAAGAAGACCUUUGUAAUUUUCAAAGUACUACUUACUGCUGUGUUGUUUCUAAAAAGUGCUAAUUGUCUAUGUACCUGAAACCAGAAAAAGGACCCUACAUUAGAAAAGAAUAUUUUCAAAAUAAAAACUUUUUUUUAGCACAUAUUUUAGAACACUAUUUGAUUCAAUGCUCAACAAGUUUCCUUGUAAUUCAUAACAAUAAUGAAAAAUAAUAAAUAUUUCAAAUUCUAAGAUGACAUGUUGUCAUUGUCAAACAAAUAGUUUGGUAACAGUAUAGCUAAUUGCUGUUUAGAAAAUAACACUUUAAUAUUGGACAAAAUUUGGAUUUUUUUUGUCAAAUAUUAUAUUGUAGAAAACAGAAUUUAAAAAAAAUACCUCACUGCCAAAGCUUUUUCUAAUUGAUAUUUGAAACCUGUAACCUUCUAAUAUUUUUUUUAUAUAUAUUUUCCUGGUUUUUUUUAUUACUUUACCAUUUUUUAUUUGUAUUUGUGGAAUCUUAUUAUUCUCAUCAAUCUCUUUCUUGCCAACUUUUUGUCAAUCUAUUUUCAAAUUUUUCUAUAACCUGCAUUGAUUUU